Mycena citricolor is the source of this 1170-nucleotide messenger RNA. NCBI's taxonomy places the organism in Eukaryota, Fungi, Basidiomycota, Agaricomycetes, Agaricales, Mycenaceae. The record is from the annotation of a GenBank genome assembly.
CUACGCGCAGACGUUGGACCAUGGGCUCGAGUAUAUCAGAAACGAAACUCUCCUCCAGAGAAAUAACUGCACAUGGCUUCUCUUAUCUACCUCGGACUGGCGUCCUUGAUAUCCAACGAUCAUGCAUCCCGUUCUUCAGCGGACGGUCUGAUCGUCCCCCGCAUUGACGUGGCGAGCCUGGCUGUGACUGGGGGCACCAACUCUGUUCGCGUUCCGGGUGGAUAUGUCCCAAAGAUCCCUCUCGCGGCGAUCGGUGUUGCACUCUUCGGGAUCUCUGGCAUCGUUCACUGGAUAUAUUACUUCACCGCACGUCCUCGCCGCAAGUUCACGUUGAGUCUGACGAUUGGCAUGUCCGCCAUGGCUCUCGGUUUUAUCCUACGAAUCGUCUAUGCCCUUGGAUCGCACACGCUGGGCAAGUACAUUGUCAUGGACCUCUUUAUCUUGCUUUCCCCCUGUCUGUUCCUCGUCACCGACUACGUGCUAUUUUCUCGCCUGGUCGCCACCUUCCAUACCGAGGUCGUCUCGCGCUGCCUGCUCAUCCGGCCAAGCCGGAUCACGCAUAUCUUCGUCUACAGCGACGUGUUGACGUUCCUCAUCCAAAGCACCGGAGGCGCGCUCAGUGCCGGGAAGAACGCGAACACGGCCAAGCUUGGUAGCAAUAUUGCACUGGCCGGGUUGGUUCUCCAGGCGCUUUCAUUCGGGCUCUUCACAGUCCUUCUGAUCGUCUUCUCGUGGCGGCUGGCCACCCAUUUCCCCCACAUCUGGCACUCAACAUCAAACUCGCGGGGAGCUUUCAGACUGCUCUCGACCGAGCCAAUCCAAGACUGGCGCAUCCUCAUCUACAUCCUUUACCUGACCUGCCUCGGGAUCCUCACGCGGUCCGUUUUUCGAAUCGUCGAGUUUGCCGGAGGGUAUCGCGGUUACGUGGCCAAUCACGAGGUGUUUUUCUACCUGCUGGAUGCGCUCCCCCUAUGGAUAUCGAUGACGUUGUUCUGCAUCAUCUGGCCCGCGCGAUGCAUCCCGGAAGGAGAGCCUGAGGGAGGUAAAGCCAAGAGCAUGAUACUCGCAGAGCGUGGGACUCCUGGGUAUGCCUCUUCACAAGAAGUCAAUUGAGUGCUAGAGAUUACUGUACUUGCAUAUAUUGUCAAUAUUAAUAGAGGAUUAUCGGAC